Messenger RNA from Metarhizium brunneum ARSEF 3297, 1017 nucleotides. RefSeq lists its product as uncharacterized. The record is from RefSeq and is a predicted model, not a curated record. NCBI's taxonomy places the organism in Eukaryota, Fungi, Ascomycota, Sordariomycetes, Hypocreales, Clavicipitaceae.
AUGUCCAAAAACGCAGCGUGGGGUCCGAGUCAGGCCCAGGAUGAGGAUGAUUUCAUCCCGCCGUCGCUCGAACAGCACACCCAAGUCACCAGACUCUCCGACCAGAUUUUCUCGGCCGAUUUAUCAGAGGAGCUGUGCAUCGGCUCUGUCCCCAACGGCGGCUACGUUGGCUCCGUCAUUCUCAGAGCAGCCCAGGAAUAUCUCACCCCCCAGGGCCAGCCGGACACGCUCAAAAUCCACAUCCAGUACCUCAACCGCACCGCGGCCGGCCAGGCGUACCUCGUGGUCGAAGAAGCCAAGAUGGGCCGCAACAGCUCCGUGCUACACAUCUCCCUGCACCAGCACGGCCUGCUGGAAUCGCGUCCCUGGCUGGACCCGGCAUCCAGAGCCAAGGGCGAAGUAGUCGCCUACGUCACCAACACGGACCUCGACAAGGAGCAAGGGCUCACCCUGAACACCGCCUGGAUCAUGCCGUAUGAGCCUGCGCCCGCGGACCUGACGCGCAUGCGAGAGGGCAGCGAUCCCAAAUGGAAGCGCCUACAUAUCCCGCUCAUGGGGCGUGUGUCUAGUAUCAGGACGCUCGAGUACUACUUCCAGAGAGCCGGCCAUGCCACCCCUUCCACGCACGACUAUUGGCUGCGCUGCGCAAACGGAGAGCCCUUCACCAACAUUUCCCUGGGGUUCGUGGCAGAUGCCGCGGCCGCCCUCAUCCCCGAGGCGUACCGCCAGCGGGACGGGAGCCAGCCCCCGAAGGAAGGGGAGAUUGCCUUUGACCAGGCGUACUGGUACCCGACCGUCACCAUGGCCAUCGAGGUGAAGAAGAAGCUGCCCGCCGGGGGCGAGGAGUGGUUGCGCAUGAGGGCGUCCAGCAAGGCCAUCAGCAACGGGAGGUCCGACAUGGAGAUUAUUGUGUUUGACACGAGCGGCGAUUUGGUCGCGCUGAGCCAUCAUGUUUGCAUGGCGGUAGACUUUGCAAGGAAUAUCAAGGAGAGGACAAGGCCGCAGGAGAAGAUCUGA